Molecule: messenger RNA, 893 nt
Organism: Olea europaea var. sylvestris
Lineage: Eukaryota; Viridiplantae; Streptophyta; Magnoliopsida; Lamiales; Oleaceae
Product: ER membrane protein complex subunit 7 homolog
Exons: 6
Coding region: 95-601 (168 amino acids)
Cellular component (GO): EMC complex
Source: RefSeq, a predicted model, not a curated record
AUAUAUCUACCAUUGCUCGACUCCUUCACGAACGAGCAAAUUCUUUGGAUCUUCCAGUUCUCGUUUUUCUCCGUCUCUCUCUUGCCAAAUUCCGAUGGGAGCUGUAACACGCAAUCACGCAGUGAUCUUCCUCUCACUACUAUUCCUUCUAUUACGUGCGGCACUCGCGAUCUCUCCUGAGAACGUUGAGGGAUAUAGCAUCAAUGGCCGAGUCAAAUUUCCUGAUUUAAGACAUUCAUUGUUGUCAAGCCAUAAUGUGCCAGCAGGGACUCAUCUAAUUGAAGUGGCUGCUAUUGGUUAUUUCUUCUCUCCAGUCCGGAUUGAUGUGAGUGCAAGAAAUCCGGGCAAGGUUCAGGCAGCUCUGACAGAGAACAGGAGAGUAUUGAGUGAGCUUGUUUUGGAGGCUUUGAGAGAAGAACAGUAUUAUGAGAUAAGAGAACCAUUCUCCAUGAUGUCUAUUGUGAAGAGCCCAAUGGGUCUGAUGGUCGGAUUUAUGGUGAUUGUGAUGUUUUUGAUGCCCAAACUAGUGGAUACGGAGGAAAUGAAGCGUGCACAGGAGGAAAUGAGAAACCAAGGUACUCCCUCUCUCGCAAACUUUUAGCAGGAGCGCCGAGGACCAGUUAAACAUUGGGUCUAAGAAUGACAAAGGCAUUGUUGUCAUUUGCCACAAAAUUGAACAAAAAACCUUAAGAAGUUUUUUUUUUUUUUUUUUCCUUCUCUAGUAUCAGUUUUGAAAAAAUUUGCUAUUAAACGAAGCCCCUUUUGUCAUCUGAUGCUAUAUUACAUUCAGAAAACCAUUAGGUUCUCUUUAGCCUACCCAUAUCUGAUGUAUUCAAUUAUUUUCUGUUCCCUACUACUUCAAUUCUAAUAAUGCUGGAUUAAAUUUUGUGCGA